GUUAAUGGAUAGAGUAACCAGUAUCAGUACCCUGUAAAGUUGCUUACAAGGAACAUUUCAGCUAUUAUGUCCUGGAUAUGGUAAAACGACGCAGGGCAAUUAUUAACUUAAGGAUAAUCUAUGAAAUAAGUUUACAGCAUGUUCAGGAAUUCAAGCAAAAGUUCCAGUGAACAUUCAAAUCACUAAAAUUACCAAAAUAUCUUGAUCUGAAACAUAUUAAUUAGCUCCUGACAAGAAACUCUAGCACUUGGAUGUUUCCAGUGGUCUUAAACUCUGCAACUUAUUGUCACCAGAAAACACAUAUAUUAAAGAAUAUAAUAAUUGAAGGAACAUGUCUAAUAAUGCAGAAAUCAUCAAUCUAUCAUUUUUAUUAGAGCAUGAAAAAGAAACAAUAUUGGGAGUAUUAAAAAGAGAUGAAUACUUGAAAAAAAUGGAAGAUAAACGAAUCAGAAAACUAAAGAAUCAGUUAUUGGAAGUGAAACGUAAAGGUGGACGGCAUCACCAGCAAGAUAACAGCAGGGUUUGCACUUGCUGUCAGAAAAAUUUGGGCUUAAUUUUUGACAGAGGUGACCACUGCCAAAUAUGUGGCCGGAGAGUUUGUAACAAAUGUCAUGUUUUAGGAACUGAUGGCAAUUGGAAGUGCACAGUGUGUGAUAAAAUUGCGCAGCUUAGGGUAGUAACAGGUGAAUGGUUCUUUGAAGAGAGAGCAAAACGCUUCAAGCAGUCCAAGCUCCUUGGAACUGAUAUUGUUCGGCAGUCUAUUCUUUGCAAAGCUCCAGAUUCUUCCCCUGAAUUCUUGGAAGGCAGAUCCAAAGAUCAUUCUCCAAAAACCUUAGAGGAUACACCAAAGCAAAAUAUAUUCACUUCAUUUACAAGUGGGACAAAAUUAGUUCUCACUAGGCCCAGGAAAAUAGGAAAGGUUCUUAAGGCAGUUACUAAAGAAGCUGGAAAUAUGAAAGCAGAAGAUGGUAAAAGCAUUAGCACAGACUCUGAUGUACAAUGUGAUCACAGUGCCAGCCAGGGGAACACCUUUCCCUUAGAUAGCCAUCUUCUUGGAGACAUAACUGGCAAUAUGAAAAAUGUUGAAAGCCAAAGCAAUGCUUCUACUCUACUCUACCCAAGGUCACCAGCACUGAGUGCAUGCAGCAUGACUAUUGACUACAGCAGGGAUUCUGAAUUAAAAAACAACAUUGUUAUGCCUAUCAGUGAAAGUAUCCCUGCAGAUUUAUCAAAAAGGCAUUGUAGGAAGAGUUCUAGAACACCUUCUGUGGCAAUUUCUAGGACAUCUUUUACAUCUGAUCGCAGUAGAUCAGAGAGAGAUCUCAGUGGAUCCUUUUCAGAAGGAAAUGAUACUUUAAGCUUAAGAAGUAAAUCUGUACCUGGAGCACUGGACCAUGAUGUGAACUACCUGAAUGAAGCAGAAGAGGAUAUGGAUGACAUUAUAGCCUCUGGCUUUUCAAAAAGGCAAAGUAAUUUGGCAAGUGGAUUUUCCACAAAUUCUCCUUCAAAUUCUGAGAGGAAAUGGAACUAUUUAAAUGUUCCAGAAGCAGAUGGUGAUACUACCAGCAUUAACAGUAUGAUGAGUGUUUACAGUGAAACUGGGGACUAUGGAAACGUGAAUGUUAGUGGUGAAAUUUGUCUGCAAAUCAGCUACAACUAUAAAACAGGAGGUCUUAACAUACUUGUAAAAAAAUGCAAGAACUUGGCCAUUGCUGAUGAAAAGAAACAAAGAACAGAUCCUUAUGUCAAAGCAUAUCUUCUGCCAGACAAGUCUCGCCAGAGCAAAAGAAAGACAAAAAUCAAAACUAAUAGCACUGAUCCAGAAUUCAAUGAAAUGCUUAAGUAUGUCAUUAGCCACACGCAGCUUGAGACUCGGACUCUGCAACUUUCUGUCUGGCAUUAUGACAGAUUUGGGCAUAACAGCUUUCUGGGAGAAGUAGAGAUUCCCUUGGACUCCUGGAACUUUGAAAAUCAAAUUGAUGAAUGGUUCAUGCUUCAGCCCAAGGUGAGAAGGUCCUGUUGGUUUAGAGAAGUGGCAUGCAAAUUUAUGAAGAAGUUGGAAUUCAUGGAACAAAGUGAAUUGACAACAAUCUAGCCUUUUUUUUUUUUGCACUAGACAGCAUUUUGUUUGUAAACAGCAAGCUGUAUGAAUAGGGCGGGGGUGGGGAGGAAUCACUUCAUUUGCUUUGUGAAGUUGAAAGCAACUU
Molecule: messenger RNA, 2207 nt
Organism: Notechis scutatus (mainland tiger snake)
Lineage: Eukaryota; Metazoa; Chordata; Lepidosauria; Squamata; Elapidae
Source: RefSeq, a predicted model, not a curated record